Molecule: messenger RNA, 2445 nt
Organism: Diutina rugosa
Lineage: Eukaryota; Fungi; Ascomycota; Pichiomycetes; Serinales; Debaryomycetaceae
Exons: 1
Coding region: 1-2445 (814 amino acids)
Cellular component (GO): plasma membrane
Molecular function (GO): calcium-activated cation channel activity
Source: RefSeq, a predicted model, not a curated record
AUGCUCAAAUCCAUACCAGAGCAAGAUCGUCCCCAACCGCUCCCAAAGGACCCUUUUCUGUGGUUGUGGGUAAUUUUGACCGAGCCUCCGCAGACUUUGAUCAAGCAAUGUGGACUUGAUGGAUAUUUCUUUUUGCGCUACCUAUGGAUCAUGGGAUGUUGCUUCACUGGUGGUAUUCUCACAUGGAUUGUGUUACUUCCAGUCAACGCUACCAAUGGCAACCACAAGAAAGGUUUCGAUCAAUUGUCGAUUUCCAAUGUUAACCAAGGAAGCCGAUAUUACGCUCAUGUAUUGAUAUCGUGGAUAUUUUACGGAUUGGUAAUCUUCACUCUCGAGCGUGAGCUUUACUACUACAACUCAUUACGGACAGCUGCCUUAGCUCUGCCUCAUUAUGCUGCCAAGCGUUCGUCCCGUACUGUUUUAUUUCGAUUCGUUCCUGACGAAAUGUUGGAUACUAAACUGAUGUACAAACUAUUUGAUGGUAUCAAACGUAUCUACAUCAGUCGAACGACGCGAAAGCUUGAUUCGUUAAUCAUAAAGCGACAAAAUAUGGUGAUGGCUUUGGAGAGGGCAGAGAAUAAGCUUCUCAAGCUAGCCAUGAAGCAAAAAUUAAAGGCUGAAAAGAAGGGCGAGACCAUAACUCCUGUUGAUGAUAUUAGUGCCUACGUUCCCGAGAAAAAGCGCCCUCGUAUUAACAUUGGUGGUAAAAUCUUCAAGCGACACAAGGUUGAUGCCAUUACUCAUUACAUUGAAGAGAUUCCAAAACUCAACAAAGAAAUUGCCCACUUGCAACGCAACUACCACAAAAAGCGUCCUAAGAACUCUUUGAUCGUUGAAUUUGAAACUCAGGAGUAUGCUCAAUUGGCUUAUCAACUGGUAAUAUCGCAUACUCCUGGGCAAUUCGUCGGGGCUGAGAUCGGCUUUGAGCCAGGCGAAGUGGUGUGGAAUAACUUGCGUAUAUUUUCCUUUGAGCAAUCAGCUAGAACUAUUCUUGCAUCGGCUGCGAUGAUCGCCCUUAUCGUUCUCUGGGCGAUCCCAACAGGGUUUGUGGGUUCAAUUGCUAGUAUUGACACACUCCUGAAGACUUUCAAGUGGCUUUCAUUUAUCAAGAGGUUGCCUGGCUGGUUGCAAGGGGUUGUAUCUGGUUUGUUACCUACCUUUUUGUUGGCGAUCUUGAUGUUCAUGCUCCCAAUCUUCAUUCGAACUGCAGCUCAAGUACGGGGCGCCACAACCAAGCAACGAAUUGAAGAUUUCACCCAAAAAGUAUACAUGGUGUUUCAGGUCGUCAACGGUUUCCUUGUGGCUGCACUCAUGUCGUCUGUGACAGCAGCAGUAAAGAAAAUCAUUGAUCACCCUGAGGAAGCUAUGCAUAUGUUAGCAGCGCAAUUGCCGUUAUCGUCCAACUUUUACAUCUCCUAUCUCGCCUUGAAUGCUUUCACAAUUGCUGGCGGUACGUUAUUUCAAAUUGUGAACUUGAUCUUGUUUUAUGUCCUAGGGUCGACACUUGAUAAGACGGUUAGGCAAAAGUGGACGCGGUAUGUGUCACUCGAUUCGAUGGCGUGGGGUACUACUUUUCCAACAUAUACGUUAUUGGUGGUGAUCACCCUUACGUACGCCAUUAUAUCUCCAAUCAUCCUCAUAUUUGGGGCUUUCACGAUGUUCAUGGUGUACAUUGCGUAUUGUCACAACUUAGUGUAUUGCCUUGGAUUUGCUCCAGAUGGAAGAGGCAUGUAUUAUCGUAAUGCUGUAUCUGAGACCAUGAUUGGAAUCUAUCUUGGGCAAAUUUGCAUACUUGGUAUAGCUGUAUUCGGUAAAGGUUGGGGAGCCAUUGUUCUAGCUGUGAUUGGGCUAGUUGUGACCAUUCUUUGGCAUUUGCAUUUGAACAAAACUUACCAUCACCAAUUAAAGUAUGUGUCCAUGGACGCUAUGAGACCACUCGAUGGCAUUACUGACACUCCAUCAGCGAAGGGUCCCACUGAAUAUGUUGCGAAAGUCGUCAACAAAUCUCGAGGGCAUGCUUCGAAAACGAAUUUGUUACUAGAACAUCAGGAAAACAAAGACCUCAAGCAGGAACUUCAAGAAGACGUGGGAAAUCAAGCCACUCAGAUCGUUCCGUUGUUGGCUGAUAGAGAUUUCAAAGAGAUUGGCUUCUAUAAUCCUCUUGUAAGGUAUUUCCGAUUUGACAUAUUUGCUAACUUCCGACACGCGAAAACUGAUUUGCCGCCAGAUUAUUACGACGACCCCGCACCCGAAGCUGACGAUAGGCACGCCUACGACAGUCCCCUGGCUCUGGCAAAAUGUCCUGGUGUAUGGAUUCCUCGUGAUCCUAUGGGUCUAUCAGACAUCGAGGUUGCACGUCUUGCCACAGCGGUGGAGGCGUCUAACAAAAACGCCGCUUUCAACGAGAAAGGUGAAAUUUAUUUCACUGGCCCAAACCCUUUAUAA